Molecule: messenger RNA, 3797 nt
Organism: Megalopta genalis
Lineage: Eukaryota; Metazoa; Arthropoda; Insecta; Hymenoptera; Halictidae
Source: RefSeq, a predicted model, not a curated record
AUUAUGUACAUAACAUAACCAAUGAUUGAGUGGAUGUCAUUUGCUUUCAUUGUGCAAGAAGUCUGAUUCCUAAAUGUGGAUUAUGUUAAAAAUAUUUAUAUAUGGAACGAAUUUUAACAAGAUACACAAAUAAUCUAUUUAACUUGAUGAAAUCACAUAAAUGGAAUCAUGAAGAAAGAAAGAACGGCUGAUAAUAGCCGACCAUAUAAAUUAGCUCACCAAAUAUUGAGUCUUACAGGCAUAAGCUUUCAAAGGAAAAGUAUCAUUGGCUUUGUUGAGCUGACAAUUGUUCCGCUUCGAGAUACAUUAAGACUUAUAAAAUUAAAUGCAAAACAAUGUAGAAUUUAUAGAGUAUGUUUAAAUGACACAUAUGAAGCACCAUUUCAAUAUUUUGAUCCAUUCCUGGAUAUUUGUCAAGGAGAUGGCAAACAACGAUCAUUGGAGUUUUUUUCAAAUAUGCAUUUAGCAGCAGCACAAAGAGUAGACCCAGAUAAUAAUGCAGGAGAGUUAGUUGUCCAAAUUCCACCUGAUGCAGCACAUUUAGUUGCUGAAGGAAGAAGUUUAAGAAUUAGUAUUGAAUUUUCUUUAGAGCAACCUCAGGGAGGAGUACAUUUUGUUGUUCCAAAUUGUGAUGGGACUUUGGCAGAAAGGGGUGCACAUAUGUAUACAUAUAGUUAUGAGAACUCUUCAAGAUUGUGGUUUCCUUGUGUUGAUAGUUUCGCUGAACCAUGUACUUGGAAAUUGGAAUUUACUGUUGAUGAUUCUAUGACAGCUAUAUCUUGUGGCGAUCUUGUAGAAGUUGUAUAUACUCCAGAUAUGAGAAGAAAAACAUUUCAUUAUGUUCUUAACACACCAGCAUGUUCCCCAAAUAUUGCACUUGCAGUUGGACCAUUUGAAAUAUUUGUGGAUCCAUACAUGCAUGAAGUGACACAUUUUUGUUUACCACAAUUAUUGCCAUCAUUAAAAGUGUCUGCAAAAUAUAUGCACGAAGCAUUUGAAUUUUAUGAAGAAACUUUAUCAAAUAGGUAUCCUUAUUCUUGUUACAAACAAGUGUUUGUAGAUGAAUUGGAUGAAGAUAUCAAUGCAUAUGCCACUAUGAGUAUUCUAAACACAAAUUUGUUGCACUCUACUGCAAUAAUUGAUCAAGUUUAUAUUACAAAAAAAGCUAUGGCCCAAGCUGUUGCUGAACAAUUUUUUGGUUGUUUUAUAUCUAUGCAGAAUUGGUCGGAUACGUGGUUACCUAAAGGUAUAUCGACAUAUUUAACUGGUUUAUAUGCAAAAAAAUGUUUUGGAAAUAAUGAAUAUCGAGAAUGGGUUCAGUCGGAAUUGCAAGAAGUUGUAAAAUAUGAAGAACAGUUUGGUGGUAUAAUAUUAGAUCCGUCCCAGCCACCAGCACCAUUACCCAUUGCAGCCAAUACACCAGCACCUACGCCAAGAGCUCCAGAUCCCGGCUUUUAUUUUCCAAUAAGAAAUUUGCAUACAAUGUCCCCAAAGUAUAUAGAAGUGCUACGUAAAAAAGCACAUUUAGUAAUUAGAAUGUUAGAACAUCGAAUUGGUCAAGAAUUGCUGCUGCAGGUUUUCAAUAAACAAUUGUCUCUUGCUGCUAAUGCAGCACAACAAAAAAUUGAUUCUGGACUUUGGUCGCAUAUGCUAAUUAGUACAAAUGUUUUUACUAAAGCAAUCUUUACUGUAACGGGUAAGGAUAUGGCAGUAUUUAUAGAUCAGUGGGUCAGGACUGGUGGACAUGCGAAAUUUAGUUUAAGUUUUGUGUUUAAUAGGAAAAGGAAUACAGUAGAAUUAGAAAUUCGGCAAGAUACCACAAAUCAAAGAGGGAUAAGAAAAUAUGUAGGACCACUUCUAGUUAACAUUCAAGAGUUAGAUGGUACUUUCAAGCACACUUUACAAAUUGAAGGGACAGUUGCAAAGGCAGAUAUAACAUGUCAUAGUAAAAGUCGUAGAAAUAAGAAAAAGAAGAUUCCAUUAUGUACUGGAGAAGAAGUGGAUAUGGAUCUUUCUGCUAUGGAUGACUCUCCUGUGUUAUGGAUAAGAUUAGACCCCGAGAUGACGCUUAUGCGUUCUGCUCAAAUUGAACAACCUGAUUAUCAAUGGCAAUAUCAGUUAAGACAUGAAAGAGAUGUUACUGCACAAUUGGAAGCUAUCGAAGCACUGCAAAAUCAUGCAACUCCUCCUACACGAUUAGCGUUAAACGACACUAUAGAAAAUGAACAUUGUUAUUAUAAAGUUAGACUACGAGCUGCACAUUGUUUAACAAAGGUAGCAAAUGCAAUGGUUGCAACAUGGGCAGGUCCACCAGCAAUGUUAACUAUUUUUAGAAAAUUAUUUGGAUCAGCGUCGUGUAGGCGCAUAAUCAAACAAAAUAACUUUCAAAAUUUUCAGCAUUAUUUUCUUCAAAAGACUAUACCUGUAGCAAUGGCAGGAUUGCGUAAUGCUCAUGGUAUAUGCCCACCGGAAGUUUUAGCUUUCUUAAUGGAUUUGUUUAAAUAUAAUGAUAAUAGUAAAAAUAGAUAUUCAGAUAAUUACUAUAGAGCAGGUUUAAUCGAAGCCCUUGGAGCUACAGUCACUCCAGUAAUUAGUAUACAACAAGGGACAGCUAUUACUGCUGAGUCUUUAUCAGUUGAUACUAAAGCUAUACUAGAAGAAGUCACCAGAAAUUUAAAUUUGGAGAAAUUAUUACCGUGUUACAAAUAUACUGUCAGUGUUGCUUGCCUGAAGGUUAUACGAAUAUUACAAAAAUUCGGACAUCUCCCGAGUAAUCCCAAUCUUUUCAGAGCAUAUGCUGCAUAUGGACAAUUUAUAGAUGUUAGAAUUGCAGCAUUGGAAGCCUUAGUUGAUUUUACGAAAGUAGAUGGGAAGUGGGAAGAUCUAGAAUUUUUAUUAGACAUGAUAGAAAUGGAUCCACACCCCGGUGUACGACAUAGAUUAGUCAGGCUUAUGGUGGAAAAUCCACCAUUUGAGAGAGCUCAUAAGCACCGUUUGGAUCGUCCUGAAUUAGUUGAUCGUAUCUGGAACUUAAUUAAUGGUAUGCUUUCUCAUGAUCCCAAAAUACGUUGUGAUUUGGUUGAUUUGUACUACACCUUAUAUGGCUCUAAGCGUCCAUUAUGUCUACCUAUUCCUGAAAUUGCUGCUAUUACUAAACCUAAGAAAGUAGGACCACAAAGUCCUGAACAAGAUAUGAAACCGACUAUAUCGCACAUAAAACAUGAACCGCCAGUAGUGGAAGUGGAUAAUACAAGCGCACCGGGCAAAAGGAAACCUUCCCCUUGUCGGGAUAUUCCAGGCCCUUCAAAUUCAGUGGAAUAUGGUCCUGAAGUAAAACGACAGAAGCAGACUCUUAAUGAUGAAAGAGCGAGUUCCGUAACUAGUGACGGUAAAGUCAAAUCAGAAUAUUAUAGUGAUAAUUCUGCAUCAUUACCUGGAAUUAUGGGAACACCAGGACCUGUUGGGUUUGAACCGGGAAUGUUUAAAAAAGAAGUAGAUGAUCACAAACAGAAAAAUGACUCUGCCAACAAAAACAAGAAGAAGAAGAAAGACAAAAAGAAACACAAACAUAAACACAAGCAUAAACAUGAUCAUAAGCAUGGCAAGGAUAAAGAAAAGAAAGAAAAAGAUAAAGACAAAGUCAAAGAAAAGGAUAAAGAAAAGGACAAAAAUAAAGAUUCUUCCAGUUUAAAAAUCAAAGAAGAGACUUUAAGUUCUGCUAGUUCAAGUCUCAGCCCGGAUGCUGCGACUGUUACCAAUGAAUUUAUUUUUCCAUAGUAUCAAAAAGAAUCACCAGA